AUGCGCAAGAAGGCCACGUGGGACCGGAGCACAGGUGUCUGGCUGUGGGUGCUGGGCCUGGCCUAUCUGUGGCCACUGCUGGCCUCGGCUUCCACACAGUCUCCAACUGUUGCAGUCCUUGGCCAGCAGGGCGCGUGUGAGGUGGUCACUGCACACCGCUGCUGUAACCGGAACCGCAUCGAGGAGCGCUCGCAGACGGUCAAGUGCUCCUGCUUUCCCGGCCAGGUAGCCGGCACCACGCGGGCAAGGCCGUCCUGUGUGGAUGCCUCCAUCGUCGCGCAGAGGUGGUGGUGUCAGAUGGAGCCCUGUCUGCAGGGGGAGGAGUGCAGAGUGCUCCCAGACCUCUCAGGAUGGAGCUGCAGCAGUGGCCACAAGGUCAAAACCACCAAGGUCACACGAUAGCUUAAUUGACUAUGGACUGAGAAAUGGACCCAAUUAUCAGGCAGUAAAUUUGGAGAUUCACCUCUGGGACACUCCCCACCCACAGCCCAAUAGAGCUCAAGUCUGCCCAGGGACAUUUCCAUUCUGCAUUUGAUCCACACCGUCUCCAGCUUCAUAUCUCCUGGUCUGGGCUCUUCCUGGGGACAGAGAAGGUCAAGACCCAGUUUGUCCUUGAGGAAUGUCCAGUCAAGUCAGAAAGUGGAUGAAAGAUUAUUUGAAUCAUUGACUUGACACAUGUGGUACUGGA
Molecule: messenger RNA, 688 nt
Organism: Sorex fumeus (smoky shrew)
Lineage: Eukaryota; Metazoa; Chordata; Mammalia; Eulipotyphla; Soricidae
Gene: TAFA3
Product: TAFA chemokine like family member 3
Exons: 4
Coding region: 1-402 (133 amino acids)
Biological process (GO): neuroblast differentiation; positive regulation of microglial cell activation; negative regulation of microglial cell activation
Molecular function (GO): receptor ligand activity
Source: RefSeq, a predicted model, not a curated record